GCCCUAAAGCCGUCUCCGAGAGUGAAGCCCUCCUCCAUCGUUUAGCUCCAUUACCUCCGAGUCCUCUCUUACCCGGCUCGACCAUGGCGGACGUUGUGCAGUUCCGACUCGAGGGCAUGCUCGACGAGCUCGAUGACCUUGAGCAACGUGGCCUCUUCUCCCGGCGAGAGAUUGCCGAGAUUGUAAAGCAGCGGCGCAAGUUUGAGUACCGUCUCAAACGACCUUGUCCGCUUAAGCAGGACUAUGUGGCCUAUAUCGAUUACGAGACCCAUUUGGACUCGCUUCGGCGUCUCAGGAAGAAGGCAGUAUCUCGUGAGCUUAAGAAGCAGGGAAAUAAAAAGAUGAGAAAAUCCGCCUCCGACUUCGCUUGUGUGAAAAGGAUCUUGUACAUUUAUCGGCUUGCAGUUUCUAGGUAUAAGGGUGAUAUUGAUCUUUGGUUUCGCUAUCUCGAGUUUUGUAGAGCACAAAAGAACGGGAGAAUGAAGAAGGUUCUCGCACAGUUGAUUAGGUUUCACCCAAAAGUUCCAGGGGUCUGGAUAUAUGCUGCUGCUUGGGAGUUUGAUCAUGAUACCAAUGUGGAUGCAGCACGUUCACUUAUGUUAAGUGGUCUGAGGGUUUGCCCAACUUCAGAGGAUCUUUGGGUUGAAUAUCUACGGAUGGAACUUACUUAUCUUAAUAAGUUGAAGGCUCGAAAGGUUGCCCUUGGAGAGGACGAGGGAAGUCUAGUCCGUGAAAAUAAAGCUGCCGAGGAUAAACAGUGGAGAGAAGAAAAUAAAGAUUUAUUUAUGUCAAUUGGUGAGGAUAGAGAAGAUAAUGAUGGAUCAGUCGGGGAAACGGAGUCGAAGAAUAAAUUGGAUUUGUUUCGAGAGCAGGGUUCAAACAUUUUAGAAACUAUCUACAAUGGUGCAAUUGAAGCACUUCCUUCUAGUUUUAGCCUGAGAAAGCGUGUCUUAGAGAUACUGGAAGCAAUGGAUUUAGCUCAUUCAGAAGAAUUGCACUCUAAAAUAUUACAGGAUAUAAAAAGAGACUUCGGUACAGAACCACAAUAUUGGGACUGGCUGGCUAGACUUCAGUAUAAUCCCGAUGAUGUACAGGGAAUGAGUGAUAAAAAGGAAAACUCUCGGAUUGAAAAAGCUGUCCAGGUCUACGAGGAAGGCUUAGAGCAUGUGCCUUCAUCUGCAAUGUUUAGCUUGUAUGUGGAGUUUUUGAUGAACGUCAUUACUUCUGUUAAGGGAGAACAAUCGUCUGGGUUAUCUAGUUGUACUAUGAACACUACUUCCCGACUCUUGAUGGUGUAUGAAAAGGCUCUAACUUUAGGACAUAUUACAGACGAUUUAGCUUGCCAGUAUGUUUCAUUUUAUUUGCAACUUGGGAAAUUGGAUGAAGCAUGUAAGCUUGCCGAAAGACUUUGCAGUGGAAAACUUUCGAAUUCUGUUAAGUUAUGGGUAUUGAGAGUCUCCACAGAAAUAAAAUCCAUUUUGAAGGAUUCUCCUUCUCCAAGUAAGGAUGAUCUGACGUCCAUCUUUGAACUGACAAAAGAGAUUCUGAGAGAUUUUUCAGUUUCAGAAUCUGGGAGCCUGUGGCUAACGGUCCUGAAGUUUUUUGCCAAUCAAAGUCAUUAUUUUGACCAAUUGGUGGAAAUUUCUCUUUUAGCAUUGGCUAAAUCUGGUGGCAGUGAGGAUGGGUUCUCACUCUCGUCAGCCAUUGUUGAUUUUGUUCUACAAAAAGAUGGAAUUCAGCGUACAAGAGAAGUGUAUAAGAAAUUUCUUGGAUUACCGCAUCCAGGGCUUGCUAUAUACCGAACGUGUAUUCAGCUGGAAUCCAAUCUUGCAUCUGCAGGGGAUAAAAAUGGUCUUGCAAGUGCUCGAAAGCUAUUUGAAUCUGCACUUGCAACUUAUGGUCAAGAUGUUAGUUUGUGGCAAGAGUAUUACAUAAUGGAAUCCAAGGUGGGAUCAUCAGAAACUGCAGCUGCAAUUCGUUGGCGUGCAAGGAAAACAUUAAAAGAUGCUACAGCACUUGCCACUUCCUCUGAUUUGUGAUUUUAAUUCUUUUUUGUUGUAUAUUUAUCAAAUCAAUUUUGACCUUUUAUGUAGAAUGGAUAAUUGAUUGAAUGUUGGCGAUUAGAAACAGAUAUAGAUUUCAUUUAUACCCUAAAGGAGCAUUAGCC
This is a messenger RNA of Cucurbita pepo subsp. pepo (vegetable marrow), 2167 nucleotides long. RefSeq names its product U3 small nucleolar RNA-associated-like protein. Gene Ontology annotation, cellular component: small-subunit processome; Pwp2p-containing subcomplex of 90S preribosome. Lineage: Eukaryota; Viridiplantae; Streptophyta; Magnoliopsida; Cucurbitales; Cucurbitaceae. The record is from RefSeq and is a predicted model, not a curated record. Gene Ontology annotation, biological process: maturation of SSU-rRNA from tricistronic rRNA transcript (SSU-rRNA, 5.8S rRNA, LSU-rRNA). Gene Ontology annotation, molecular function: protein binding; snoRNA binding.